AGACCAUUUAUAUACUUGUGGCUGUGAUACAAAAACUACACUUUCAGAAAUUUCGUGAGAACUGUUUGAUUUAGUGGAGGCAGAAAAAAACAUUUGAUAAGCUGAAUUUCAAGAUUUGAUUGCUCUGUUUUUAUUGUGUUCCACUGAAAUUUGCUCUGUCCAACUCAUAAGUAAUUGUGCUGGUGUCUCGAUAAUGGAUCGGAAAAAAAUCAAGCGUAGAGUUGGUAAAUAUGAAGUUGGAAGGACGAUCGGGGAGGGGACGUUUGCAAAAGUCAAGUUUGCAAGGAAUUCAGAGACGGAAGAAAGUGUCGCGAUCAAGAUUCUCGAUAAAGAUAAGGUCCUUAAGCACAAAAUGGCUGAACAGAUAAAGCGGGAAAUAGCUACAAUGAAGUUAAUCAGACAUCCUCAUGUUGUACAGUUAUACGAGGUUAUGGGAAGCAAGACAAAGAUAUUUAUUGUUUUGGAGUUCGUUACAGGAGGAGAGUUAUUUGAUAAAAUUGUAAAUCAUGGACGAAUGCGCGAAGAAGAGGCAAGGAAGUAUUUUCAGCAGCUUAUUAAUGCUGUUGAUUAUUGCCAUAGUAGGGGAGUCUAUCACCGAGAUCUAAAGCCUGAAAAUUUACUGUUGGAUGCUGCUGGUGAUCUCAAGGUUUCUGAUUUUGGAUUGAGUGCUCUAUCCCAGCAAGUCAGGGAUGAUGGCUUACUGCAUACCACCUGUGGAACACCCAACUAUGUUGCUCCUGAGGUACUCAAUGACCGAGGAUAUGAUGGGGCAACAGCAGACCUCUGGUCGUGCGGAGUCAUACUCUUUGUACUUCUUGCAGGUUAUUUGCCUUUUGAUGACUCCAAUCUUAUGAACCUGUACAACAAAAUCACUGCUGCUGAAUUUACUUGUCCACCUUGGAUCUCUUUUAGUGCAAUGAAGUUAAUUACUCGAAUAUUGGAUCCAAAUCCUACGACACGCAUUACUGUCCCUGAAAUUUUGGAGGAUGAAUGGUUUAAGAAAGAUUAUAGACCACCUGUUUUCAAUGAGAUUGAAGAUGCAAACCUAGAUGAUGUCGAAGCAGUCUUCAAGGACUCCGAAGAAUAUCACGUAACGGAGAAAAGAGAAGAGAAGCCAACUUCUAUGAAUGCGUUCGAGUUGAUUUCUAUGUCACAAGGACUUAACCUUGGCAAUCUGUUCGACGAACAGGGAUUCAAGAGAGAAACAAGGUUCACAUCUAAAUGCCCGGCCAACGAGAUAAUUAGUAAGAUUGAAGAAGCUGCUAAGCCUCUCGGUUUUGAUGUUCACAAAAAAAACUACAAGAUGAGACUCCAAAAUCUGAAAGCCGGAAGAAAAGGGAACCUUAACGUUUCCACUGAGGUGUUUCAAGUUGCCCCUUCUCUUCAUAUGGUUGAGGUGCGGAAGGCAAAAGGAGACACUUUGGAAUUCCACAAGUUCUACAAGAAUCUUUCAACCUGCCUAGAUGAGGUUGUGUGGAAAACUGAACAGGACAUGGAAGAAAAAAAGUGAAGAGCAAUAGAAUUUGCAUUUUUUAGGAAAAAGCUCUGUUGCUACCAAUUGUAAGAACUGUUGUGGUUCUUUCUUUCUGUCUUCUUACUGUUUUUACCUCCUUUCUUUACUUUUUACUUUUAUGGCCAUCUUUUAAGGUUUUACCAAUUGUUUUACUAGGGGUAGGUGUUAGACAGACAGCAGAAUUUGGUUCAAUUAAGAUUUUGUAUGAUUGGUGUCACUUUUAGACAUAUGUGAUUGCAAUUGUAUACAGUAUAUUGGUUUUUCA
Capsicum annuum is the source of this 1778-nucleotide messenger RNA. Its product is annotated as CBL-interacting serine/threonine-protein kinase 3. Gene Ontology annotation, biological process: protein phosphorylation; signal transduction. NCBI's taxonomy places the organism in Eukaryota, Viridiplantae, Streptophyta, Magnoliopsida, Solanales, Solanaceae. The record is from RefSeq and is a predicted model, not a curated record. Gene Ontology annotation, molecular function: ATP binding; protein kinase activity. The coding region runs from base 194 to 1510 and encodes 438 amino acids. The transcript is spliced from 15 exons.